This is a messenger RNA of Triticum turgidum subsp. durum (durum wheat), 1509 nucleotides long. The record is from the annotation of a GenBank genome assembly. NCBI's taxonomy places the organism in Eukaryota, Viridiplantae, Streptophyta, Magnoliopsida, Poales, Poaceae.
AUGGAUCUCCGAGUUAGUAUAACCCAAAUUGAGCUGGAGUGCAUGCUAGUUGAUGAUGACGCAGAGCCCAAGGCCUUGCCAUUCCCACUAUUGGAGAAAAUAACAGAUGGUUUUUCUGAUAAGCUGGAAAUUGGAAGAGGUGGCUUUGCGGUUGUUUAUAAGGCAAUGCUUGAUAAUGGCAUUAUCGCUGUAAAGAGGAUGUCCAAUACAUACAUGUAUGAGAAAGAAUUCCACCGAGAGGUGGAAUGUCUAAUGAAGGUGAAGCACAAAAACCUCGUGCGAUUUCUGGGAUAUUGUGCUGACACCCAAGGGAAUAUGGGAAGCUACAUCGGGAAAAUGGUUAUGGCAGAUGUGCAACAAAGAUUGCUCUGCUUUGAGUAUCUACCUAAAGGAAGUCUUGAUGAUUAUAUUACAGAUUCUUUUGGAGAAUUUGAAUGGAGAAAGUGCUACCAAGUAAUAAAAGGGAUAUGCGAAGGGCUAAAUUAUCUUCACCAAAACAAUAUCAUGCACUUAGACCUAAAACCCGGAAAUAUAUUAUUGGAUGAAGAUGUGAUGCCGAAAAUUACUGAUUUUGGACUAUCAAGGUGUUUUGAGGAAGGCCAGACACGAGUCAUUACUGAAAAUGUGGGCGGAAAAAUAGGAUAUUUGGCACCAGAAUUCCAUACUGGUGAAAUCACACACAAAUUUGACUUGUACAGUCUUGGUGUUAUAGUUAUGGAGAUGUUGACCGGAAAGAAGGGGUAUCAAAGUAUUGAAGAUGUACGUGAAAGUUGGAGUUAUAAGUCAGACAUAUUGUGGUGGGAACAAAUACGAGUAUGCGCUGAGAUUGGGAUCGAGUGCACUGACUUAAACCCAGCCAAGAGGCCAGAAAGUAUGAAGCAUAUAAUUGAUAGGCUUUUAGCAGCAGAAAGUAGUACUCAGGUAAUCCCAACAGGUGGUCCCACCAGCAAGCUUAUUGUCUUCCUAAGGCUGCCAUUGUAUGGUAUUGUGCCACCUAACACCCCUUAUAUUCUCAUUGUGACAACACAAGAGAUAGAAGAGCUACCACGAAAGUGGAUCAUAGAUGUGAUCCUCGACGGUGCUACAUUAAUAUUGGGGGAUGGUGAGCAUAAAAAGACUUUCCACAGCCAGCCAGACAAGUACUUUCAGGAGAUGGGGAAUGCAGUGCAAGAGGUGGAACUAAAAGCACUUUAUACUCUACCGCGACACAUCACAACAUUGUCGUCUAAGCCAAUCCCGCCCACUAUCAAGAUAAUAUGCAAGGUAAAAGGGCUCGACCUGUAUUCCUUGGACAUAAACCAGGCCAAGCAAUGGAUAAUAAUAGGAGAAGACAGUGGACAUGUUCGCAUUUGGGAUUAUAAGACACAGGCAAGUAAAGUAGUGUUGUUUUUUUUUUCACUAAAGACUCAAUUGUUGCCUCUCGGCGUGGAUAUAUACAAUGCAUGCUUUGUUCACUCACCAUUGACUAACAUAGUAAUUUCCAUGACAGUGAAAAGUGGAUUCGCUUAA